CUGCAGUUUCAUUUCAAGAAUUCGAAUCAAACUUCCAUUUACAAAUCUGGGAAAACCCAAUUUUUUCGCUCAACCCCUUCACUGAUUAUCUAAGAAGAGAUCAGAAUGGCGUCUGAAUCAGAGAAAGACCCAGCAUCAGUCUUUGACUUCACUGUUAAGGAUGCUAACGGAAACAAUGUGGAUCUUAGCAUGUAUAAAGGAAAAAUCCUACUGAUUGUCAAUGUUGCUUCUAAAUGUGGGAUGACCAACUCAAAUUACACCGAGCUAAAUCAACUAUAUGAAAAGUACAAAGAUCAAGGUAUGCGUUUCAGACACAAACAGCGAUACAGGAUUUUCAGGCACAUUUAUAACUAUUGACAUAUAAUAUGACAGACUGUAAACAGCCAUCCCCUGUUUUUUCACAGUUCAUUUGUGAAGCACGUUUGGCUAAUCUUAAAAAGUUUACUUAUUAGUGAAUAAAUAAGUUUGGCUUUUAAAUUUUAAGCUUAGCAAAACAUGUUCUAAGUUCUCUUGAGUGCUCGAAUAACUUUUUCCCUUUUUUUCUA
Molecule: messenger RNA, 545 nt
Organism: Olea europaea var. sylvestris
Lineage: Eukaryota; Viridiplantae; Streptophyta; Magnoliopsida; Lamiales; Oleaceae
Product: probable phospholipid hydroperoxide glutathione peroxidase
Exons: 3
Coding region: 106-357 (83 amino acids)
Biological process (GO): response to oxidative stress
Molecular function (GO): glutathione peroxidase activity
Source: RefSeq, a predicted model, not a curated record